Chinchilla lanigera (long-tailed chinchilla) is the source of this 1024-nucleotide messenger RNA. RefSeq names its product ADP-ribosylation factor-like 4D (gene Arl4d). Gene Ontology annotation, cellular component: cytoplasm. The record is from RefSeq and is a predicted model, not a curated record. Gene Ontology annotation, molecular function: GTP binding; GTPase activity. Lineage: Eukaryota; Metazoa; Chordata; Mammalia; Rodentia; Chinchillidae. Gene Ontology annotation, biological process: intracellular protein transport; vesicle-mediated transport.
GCCGCCGCCGCCGCCCAUGGGGAACCACUUGGCCGAGCUGGCGCCCGCCCCGCUCCUGCCGCCUGUGCCGGCGCUGCACGUGGUGGUCGUCGGGCUGGACGCGGCCGGCAAGACCUCCCUCCUCUACCGCCUCAAGUUCCAGGAGUUCGUGCGGAGCGCGCCCACCAGGGGCUUCAACACCGAGAAGAUCCGGGUGCCCCUGGGGGGGGCGCGCGGCGUCACCCUGCGGGUGUGGGACGUCGGCGGCCAGGAGAAGCUGCGGCCGCUGUGGCGCUCCUACACCCGCCGCACCGACGGGCUGGUGUUCGUGGUGGACGCGGCGGAGGCCGAGCGGCUGGAGGAGGCCAGGCUGGAGCUGCAUCGCAUCAGCCGCGCCGCGGACAACCAGGGCGUGCCGGUGCUGGUGCUCGCCAACAAGCAGGACCGGCCCGGCGCCCUGAGCGCGGCCGAGGUGGAGAAGCGGCUGGCCGUGCGGGAGCUGGCCGCCGCCACCCUCACCCACGUGCAGGGCUGCAGCGCCGUGGACGGGCUGGGGCUGCAGCCGGGCCUGGAGCGCCUCUACGAGCUGAUCCUCCGGAGGAAGAAGGCGCCGCGCGCCAGCAAGAAGCGGCGGUGACCCGGGCCGCCCGGCCCUCCGCGGGGUCCCUGCCGCCUGGGGGACAGGAUGGGAGAAGGGCGUCCCGCUCCCCACCUUCACGUCUGAGGGGCCGGGGCUGCCAGACCGAGGGCCACGUCCUCCACCCGGCGUCUGUCCUUCUCCAGCUCUCUCCACUUCUGUCCUGGGGGUGGACGUAGGUGGAGGACGCACUUGGGGUGAGGAAGACCGGGUCCCCCACCAGGGGCCUCUGCAGAUCCUUCCGCGGGACACCAGUCACAGAGUUCCCGGUGUGUCUGUGACAGUGCGGAGGACCCUUGUCCGCACUGCUGGAUCCACAGCCCUUUUUAUAAGCCGUGUGUGCUCGCCGUGUUGUUACAUUUUUUACCACUUGCCUGUAAGUUAUUAAAGAUGACGCUCGCGCCCGCU